Molecule: messenger RNA, 2797 nt
Organism: Rhinolophus ferrumequinum (greater horseshoe bat)
Lineage: Eukaryota; Metazoa; Chordata; Mammalia; Chiroptera; Rhinolophidae
Gene: PARVB
Product: parvin beta
Exons: 13
Coding region: 96-1196 (366 amino acids)
Biological process (GO): substrate adhesion-dependent cell spreading; actin cytoskeleton organization; establishment or maintenance of cell polarity
Cellular component (GO): cytoplasm; focal adhesion; actin cytoskeleton
Molecular function (GO): actin binding
Source: RefSeq, a predicted model, not a curated record
GGCCACUCCCCGGGGCGAUAGGGCGGCGGGGCGGCCACCAGGCGGCUCCCCCAAGCGCUGCGCCCGCCCCCGGCCGCCGGUGUCCCCCGCGGCCCAUGUCCUCCGCGCCGCAGCUGCGCUCGUCUCCCCUACGGCCCCCCAAGAUGAAGAAGGACGAGUCCUUCCUGGGCAAGUUGGGCGGCACGCUGGCGAGAAAGAAGAAGGCCAGGGAGGUGAGUGACCUGCAGGAAGAAGGCAAAAAUGCCAUCAACUCGCCGAUGUCCCCUGCCUUGGUGAACCUUCAUCCUGAAGACACCCUGCUAGAGGAGAACGAGGAGCGCACGAUGAUCGACCCCACCUCCAAGGAUGACCCCAAGUUCAAGGAGCUGGUCAAGGUUCUCAUCGACUGGAUCAACGACGUCUUGGUGGAAGACAGGAUCAUCGUGAAGCAGCUGGAGGAGGACCUUUACGACGGCCAGGUGCUGCAGAAGCUCUUGGAAAAACUGGCGGACUGCAAGCUGAAUGUGGCUGAGGUGACACAGUCCGAAAUUGGGCAGAAACAGAAGCUGCAGACGGUGCUGGAAGCCGUGCACGACCUACUGCGGCCCCACGGCUGGGCGCUCCCGUGGACCGUGGACUCAAUCCAUGGGAAGAACCUGGUGGCCAUCCUGCACUUGCUCGUGUCCCUGGCCACCCACUUCCGGGCCCCGAUCCGCCUCCCCGAGCACGUCUCUGUGCAAAUGGUGGUCGUGCGGAAGCGGGAAGGCCUGCUCCAUUCCAGCCAUGUCACAGAGGAACUGACCACAACCACAGAGACGAUGAUGGGGCGGUUUGAGCGGGACGCCUUCGACACCCUCUUCGACCAUGCCCCGGACAAGCUCAGCUUGGUGAAGAAGUCCCUCAUCACAUUUGUGAACAAGCACCUGAACAAGCUGAAUUUGGAGGUGACGGAACUAGAGACCCAGUUUGCAGAUGGUGUGUACCUGGUUCUGCUCACGGGCCUUCUGGACGAUUACUUUGUCCCCCUGCACAACUUCUACCUGACCCCGGACAGCUUCGACCAGAAGGUCCACAACGUCUCUUUUGCCUUUGAGCUGAUGCUGGACGCAGGGCUCGUGAAACCCAAGGCUCGGCCUGAAGAUGUGGUGAACCUGGACCUGAAAUCCACCCUGAGGGUUCUUUACAACCUGUUCACCAAGUACAAGAACAUGGAGUGACCGUGGGGCAGCGGAGACUGUGGUGGGGACGUCCCCUGUGCUCCGCUGUCCAGGGAGGCGGGCACUGGGCUUCCCCUCCAAGCCCGCGGUUGGCCCCCACCGCUACCCCUUUUUCUGGUUGUUGCUCUUCAUCUCCUUUCUGUGUCAUUUGAAAUGCAGGGUUCUAAACAUGUGUCUGAGGCCUCCCUCACCUGGGAUUCCACCGGUGCUGAGUCACUGGUUAUCAACUGGAUCAAAAAAUGAAAAAGAGAAAGCCCAGGGGAGGGGGCGCCCUGCAUUCCAUUUGGUGGCACAAUUAACCGUCACAGGCGAUGAGAAAGUCACCGUCAGCCUGACUGUUCUGGCAGAAUCCCUUGGGAGGGCUCUCCUUGGAAUAGAAGCCUUUUUAGUCAAGUGUUUUUGCAGUUUUAAUAAGUCCCAGAGGCUUUCGCUGUGACAGGCAUGUCUGCUGCACAUUCCUGCUGCUUGGCCACUCAGCGUUGUUUUCAUUUAGUGUUGUUUUCAAACAUCUAAGCCCCAGAUGACCCCGCUGCCACGGCCCACGGAGGGAAGGAUUUGCUGGAGGCAUUUCUUUAUUUCUUGCUACCCAGUGGGCUGGGUCAGAGCCGGCUCUAAGAUGCAGCUUGCGACCACCCCACCGGAAGUUUCCCAUCUCAGGGCCCCUGUCUGGGGAUGAACGCAUUUUUAAAAACUUAAAAAGCAGUGUAUAUUCAUUUGCUUGGGCUGCUGUAACAAAACACCACCGACUAGGGGGCUUAGAUAACAGAAAUGUAUUCUCUCACAGCUCUGGAGGCUGGAAAUUCUAGAUCAAGGUGUCGGCAGGGUUGGUUCCUCCUGGGGCCACGUGUUCUCACACGGUCGUGCCUGUGUGUGUGUCUGUGUCCUGAUAGCUUCUUCUUCUAAGGACACUGGUCCUACUAGGUUAGGGCCCAUCCCACUGAACUCAUUUCACCUUCAUCACCUCUUUAAAGACUCCAUUUCUAAAUAGUCAUGUUCUGAGGUGCUGGGGGUUAGGUCUUCAAAUAUGGAUUCUGGGGGGGCCCCAUUCGCCCGUAACGGGGAGAUGGGGUGUUAUCUCACUCCUCUCCGAGUCGUGGCUUCUGAGCCCCUUUGGCAGCUCUCCUUGGGUUGCCUGUAAAACGAAAUGCUCAUCACUGCUUUACGUGCUGUUCACUCCCUGCUCACCUUGGCUCAGGAGACAAAUGGGGAUCUGUCUGUCGGCUGGGUCUCAGGUGGUUUCUGCACGGUGCCCUCCCAAACCUCCUUCCCCGGCUCCCAGCUGGGGCUUAUGACGUGCCAGCACCCGGGGAGACCCUGCAAAUCGCCCUCCUUUGGGCCUUUCCCAGCUCUUCAAUUGUCACCUUCCCUCUGUAGGUCAGAGCUGUUGAGUGAGUCGUUCCUAUCAAAUUGAAUGCAAACGCGCAAGAUUUAGAACAGAGUUUGAUAUUCUGUCUCCGCUCUGACUGCUUCCAGGCUGGGGAUGGCUUCAGAAGAGCCGUUUGGACGGAGGUGUUUUCCCAGCAGGGGAAAGAAAUAAUUAAAAUGGCAUUAUGUUGUCUCCUGCGGGAUGAGUGUCAUUAAAGAACAACAUUGAGCAAUGG